AAUGUGCUUCAGUUCACUGUUGUGUUUAUUUUUUUAUCCGAUUUUUUUGGUUUUUUUUCCUGAGGCAGCUGGCCAGGGUUAAUGAAUCUGAAGGGGGAAGAGGCGUCUCCAGGACACCGAGCUUUUGUGCCUUGAGCAGGGAAGCCAAAUGUUCCUGCAGCGCUGCUGGAGGGAGCAUGGCCAGCGCAGCCGCUGCUUGUUUGGCUUGGCAACGGGUGUCCAGGGAGAGACGAGAGGCGCUGUCCUGGCUCUGUCCCCGCCAUGAGGUGGCAGCAGGAUCAGGACAGUGACUGUCCCCCUGUCCCCUGGGCUCUGGUGGGGCCACACUUCCAGUGCUGUGUCAGUUCUGGGCCCCUCACUGCAAGAUGGGCAUGGAAGGGCUGGAGCGUGUCUAGAGAAGGGAAGGGGCUGGAGCACCAGGUACAGCUGUGAGGGUGAGCCUGGAGAAAAGGAGGCUCAGGAGGGACCUUCUGGCUCUGCACAACCCCCUGACAGGAGGGGGCAGCCAGGGGAAUUCGGGCUCUGCUCCCAAGGAACAGGGGACAGGAGGUGAGGAAUGGCCUCAAGCUGCGCCAGGGCAGGUCAGGUUGGACAUCAGCAGGAAUUUCAUCAUGAAAGGUUUGUCAGGCAUUGGAAGGGGCUGCCCAGGGAAGUUUGGAGUUGCCAUGCCUGGAGGUGUCCAAGGAAAACCUGGUCAUGGCACUCAGUGCUCUGAGCUGGGGGACAAUGUGGGGAUUGGGCACAGCUUGGACUUUAUGAUCUUGGAGGCCUUUUCCAACCUGAAUGCUUCUGGGAUUCUGUUAUUUGAGCCAUAGGCUAGACACAGAAUAAGGGGAGUGAAGGGAGAGCAGGCAGAAGUCCACGGGAAAUUGAGUUGCAUGAAUUGGUCCUGUAGGUUAUCCUUAAUUCAGUGAUAAUGAAUUUAUCUACCCCUCCCCAGCUGUGCAUCUCACUCUUCUCAGUGCUCUGUUAAGUCAGGAAUGUGAAAAGAAUUUGACUAAAAUUUGAUUUCAGGUAAUUGAAACAGGCAGGUUUUCCGUUUUCAGUUUAUUUAUUUAUUUAUCUAUUUAUUUAUUUUCCGAAAUGAAAAGAACAAACUCUUCCCUGAAAUCCUAAUGGGUAGCAGUGUGACUUUUACUGACUCUAUUUUGGGAUAAUUUUGCAAAUGAAUGCUUAGGUACUAAAUGCAAUAAGAUGCACUCAGGCUCUGGUGACACUUAACUGUCACCAUUGUAUUUGUCCCAGCUUCAUGGCAAUCUCUGUACUCAAAGUUGCAUUUAUAUAUAUAUUUAUGCCAAUGUAUUUAUUGCCGUGCCAAGUAGUGUGAUGUGAACAAGUAGUUAUUUAUAUCUGAAUGUGUGAUAGUCGAAAUCAAAGUGUGAAAUAAGUGUGUGUGAAGAAGGAACAGUGGUCAAAUACUUUCUGAGAACCUCAAAUUUAAAAUAUAGUUACUCUAGGAUAUGCUGGAGGUGAACAGUGAACUGUCUGGAGUGAGAUUUUAUAACAGAAAAGAGAUUUCUUUGCUUUUUUUUCUUGUAAAUUAGUUGCUUCUAAAUGCCAGGCUUGUCCCAAAAUACAUUUUCCAGAAUUUCCUAGAAUGUUUGAAGUUGUAGUAUCUGCUUUCUUAGCAGAUCUUCCUGCUAUUCAAUUUCUACAUUAAACCAAAAGAUUUUAAUGCUCUUGUGUUGUGGCUGUGUUUGGGAAUGCAUUAAUUAUAAAAUAAAAGCAUAGAAAAAUGCAUUAAUUUUAAGACCUUACCAUAAAAAAGAGAAGAGAAAAAAUUUAGUCCAGAAUGUGCAUUACUAUUCUGGGGGCUUGGCUGUCUCGAGAGGGUAAAAUCUUAAUUGAGGGAUCACAUUGGAAGGGCAAAGUUAUAGAGUUAUAAAACUGCCAAAAUGUCUUCAAUAAUACUGACAUUUGUUUUCUUCUCCCUUACUGCAAACAUGAAAUUCAAUGGCAAAAAGGGAAAGAAAGGAAAGGCAGCGAGGCUGAGAGCUGAAGCCCUGUUGAGAGCUCAACAAGAAGAAGAAGCAAGACUUGAAAGGGAGAGACUGUAUCGGGAGCUCGUGGAAAGGCUCGAGGCAAAGUAUGAAGGAGAGAGGGAGUCUGAACUAGCCCAAUAUAAUUCACUGGCACAGAAGUUUCUUUCUGCAAAGCAGUGGAAAAUGGAUUACAGAGAACAAGCCAAGAAUCCUCCUUUUUCUUGUAAUAGCAGUGUGCAGCACACCUGUAUCCACUUUUCUGUGCACUCUCCUGCAGUGGGAGCACUACCUGAGCUGUGAUGGGACUCCUGACCCCACUGUGCCUCAGGAAAUCAACACUUUCAUGAGCUUGUGGUGUGAUGAGCAAGAUCAGGAUGUGCAGCUUGUGAUGGAGAAGGGGGAAGUGGUGCUGCAUUUGAUUGAGAAGUUGGAGUUUCUGCUGUUGGAGACAGCACCAGAAGACAUCACAGACGAGAAACAAGAGCAGUACCUGCAAGUUAUUCUGCAGCUGCAGGAUCUGCUUCAUCAGAAAUACAAUGAUGCUACCCAGAGCCUGCUCAAAAUAGCUAGUAUGUAUGAAGAUUCUGAAAGUGGGAAUAUGCACACAGUCCUAAAGGAUAAAAAUGUUACUUUCUGUCUUUGGGCCAAUCUGAAGAUGAAAGUAAGGUACAAGGACCACGUGUUCCAGGAGGCGGGGCACGCCUUUGAGCUGCCCCUGUCCCUGGCUCUGAGCAGCGUGGCCGUUCGCGUGCUGUACACCCGCUACGACCACGUGUCCCCGCUGUGGGUGCAGUGCCAGGGGCUGCCGCGGCCGGAGGGCCCCGCCACCCUGGAGUCAGCUGAGCAGCCACAGGACACUGGGCAAGGAUCGGCAGAGGAGGAGGAGGAAGGCACGGAAGAACCCAGCGUGCCUGCUGCAGAAAAAACGGGUUCUAAGGGCAGAAAGAAGAGUUCUGCCUCAUUGAAGGAGACCAGCAAUAACACAGGUGAUAUAAAAGAGACACAGGAGGAAACUGAGAAGAAUUCAGAAAAUUUGGAGGAGCCAUCACAAGAGGAGGAGGCCCCGCUGCAGGAGGCGCCGGGAGGCGGAGAAGAGGCCCCGCGAGUUGUGGAUUUGGAGCAGCUGGUGCCCGUGGGGGGCGUGUUCCACAUCUCUGUCCUGCGGCUGCCGCCCCAGGCCCAGGACGUCGGGGACUGGAUCAUGGUGGAGCUGCUGGAUGUUGGACUGGAGGAGUAUCCAUAUUCCCCAGGAAAGGCUGAAGAUGGCACACAGGAAGCAGUACAGAUCACCCUGAGGCUCCCUGAUAAUGUGAUUUAUUUUAAAGUGCCUGUGCUAGCCCGAUGGGAUCCUGCAGGCCAAUGGUGGAGAACUGAUGGCAUCAGCAAGAUAACCUAUGAAGCAGAAAAAAAGAGCAUCACCUUCAGCAUGGGUGGCUUUUCUACAGUAGCCCUUCUCCAGGAUGCUCACCUGAACCUGCCCUAUCAGGCCUGGGAAUUGCACCCUACUGGUGUGGAUGAAGGCCUCUUCACAAUUACCGCAGUCUUUGCAACCAUUCAGAUACAAAUUAAGGAUAAUCAGUGUAUGUUGUCUUCAGUAGUGGUGGAAGAGGAGGAGGUGCUUUCCCACAUCACAGGGAAAUGGAUGAGUCCUCUUGCCCUCAGAGCAGCUUUGAAAAGAGCUGGAGUGAACAUUUUCCCAGCAGAGCACUCUCCCAAGUAUGUCCCUGUGCCCAGGAAGGGUCCCCUGGCAGAAGUGAGGGCCUAUGAACAGAUGGCUCUGCUGGCAGCUGCUUUUGCUUUUGCUCACAGCAAGUGGAACGGAGAAGCGGGGCCAGAGCAAGUCGUGUUCAAGGUGAGUGAACAUCUGACAGCAGGUUCUGCCAAAGGCAACCACUGGUCUCUUCUGAUGUUCGAUGGUGAGAAAGUGCAACACCUCAAGCUCACUGAAACCAGUGAAGCUUUUUCAGAAGAGGUGCAAGAAGAAUCUGAAUUUCACUCCACACUCUACCAUAUGGUCAAGGAGUCUGCCAGCAAUGAAGCCAUGGAAAAAGUGGAAAGAGCUGGCUGCAUGUUCAUUGAUUCUGUGUAUCAGCUGCUCCUUGCUACCAGAGUCUUAGCAUUCUCUUAAAUGCUGCAUGCUUUCCUUCAAAAGUUUUCAAUAAAGUUACAUUUCAAGUCUUAAA
This is a messenger RNA of Melospiza melodia melodia, 4165 nucleotides long. RefSeq names its product dynein axonemal intermediate chain 7-like. Gene Ontology annotation, cellular component: axoneme. Lineage: Eukaryota; Metazoa; Chordata; Aves; Passeriformes; Passerellidae. The record is from RefSeq and is a predicted model, not a curated record. The coding region runs from base 2326 to 4110 and encodes 594 amino acids. The transcript has 14 exons. Gene Ontology annotation, molecular function: beta-tubulin binding; microtubule binding.